Molecule: messenger RNA, 512 nt
Organism: Cephus cinctus (wheat stem sawfly)
Lineage: Eukaryota; Metazoa; Arthropoda; Insecta; Hymenoptera; Cephidae
Exons: 3
Coding region: 139-486 (115 amino acids)
Source: RefSeq, a predicted model, not a curated record
UUUUCCGGCCGGCAUUGUGCGCAUGUCAGAUCUGAUCUGUCACGCGUUAGCAGUGAAAUCACAGUGAAAUACACCUGUCGUACACGUGUUCAAGAAACGUGUUGUGCUAAGAAAUAUUACAUACCACAGAUUAUCAAAAUGAACGUAUCCAAAAAUGAUCAUUCACGACAAAAAUUAUUGUACACAAUCGUCGAGUUUACUGAUGGAAUAGAAAUGGUGCCAACCAUAUGGUUGUCGGAUGAUAAGAAAUCGUGCAUAUGGCCACCUACUAAAGAUCAAAUUCGCAUCAACAAGACCAUUGCAAAUUUGGAGGUAUCACGAAACGAAGAUGAAUGGCCAGUAUGCGAAAUAUUAAAAAUAUUUGGCACUGCACAAUCGUACAAAACGGGAAAAGAAAAAUUGAAGAUGGCGGAACAAAUAUCAGAUAUCGACAGUGCAUCGGGAACUGAGUACGCGGAUUGCCUACGAAAGUCAAGGCACAGUUGAGUCGCUAAAGCAGAACAUUCAUCCGA